AUGCUCCGUCUUGUCUCAGAGCUGAAUAAGUGUAUUGUUUGGGGCUCAUGGGAAAAGGGCUGUUGCUUGGUCACAAUUCUCCCACGCAUCGCCAAGGCCGUCUUUUUGUUCGCUAUUCUCUUCCACUCCAUCUACCUCAGAGCUCAAAGCCUUUUGCAGUCUUUCCAGCGUCGAGCUUCACUUACACCCACCCUGAGCGCUUACGGACGGACGACUCUUACAGUCACUAUCAGUACUGGAAACAACUCAACUUCAACGGUCAUCAACACUACCACCAAAACCAUGCACCUCAUAACGCUUCACAUUACGUUCGCCGCCGCGGCCGGAUGCGCCAUCGUCUUAUUCUUUAUCUCGCUCUACAAAGCCCGACUUUUUUUCCGUAGGCUCCUGAAAGAUGGCGCCCCAAUGCCUCCUCACCAUCCUAUCCUGGGCCAUCUUGGACUGAUGUUGAGCAUCAUGGCCUCCCUACCUCGCGACGUUAUGCCGACCGUGGCCUUGGCCGAUCAAGUUAGACGACGCUAUCCACACUUAGACAAGGCCUUCUACUUGGACAUGUGGCCCUUCACUGGCCCCAUGCUCAUGGUCAUCUCGCCAGACCUAAUGCGCCAGGCCACGCAAGGGGAAGCUCCCUUACCCAAGGUAGGGUUCUUGAAGAACUACAUGAAGCCCAUCAGUGGCGGCCACGAUCUUGUCAGCAUGGAGGGCGAGGAGUGGAAACGCUGGCGCGACGUGUUUCGCCCGGCUUUCGGCCGAGCGACGGAGCUCGUCCCCAACAUCGUGGAAAACAUUUCCGUUUUUCGGGAUCAGCUCGUCGGCCGUGCCAAGAGCCAGAACGGCGUGUUUCAACUGCAUCACUCGUCUCUGAUGCUGGCCAUGGACAUGUCUGGGAAAGCCAUUUGGGACCACAACAUGGAUAGCCAGAGGGGCUACAACGAUAUGGCCGAUGCCAUCGUCUCCCAGCUGAGGUGGCUACUAGUGGAUGGCUUCAUGCCGUUUGCAAGUCUCAACUUCAUUCGGCCAAUGGUCCACAAAUACAACAGCUUCAGGAUGGAAAGAUACAUCGCGGGUGUGCAACAGCGACACAAAGCCAGCAAGAGCGACAGCACGUGCGUCAUCAGCAGAGCUGUGGCCAAAGUCCGCGACGGUCCAGUUGACAAAAAGGAGUCAGAAGACCCAUACUGCAAGCUCGGCGGCGAGAAACACUUCAAUCGAGUUAUCAAAAGCCAGAUGAGGUUCCUCCUCCUGGCAGGUUACGACACCACCGGUUCUACAAUCACCUAUGUCUUGCACAUCCUCUCCCAGCAUCCCGAGAUACUCGCCAAGGUACGCGAAGAGCACAACGAAGUCCUCGGAACAGAUAUUUCUCGGGCUGCGCAACAACUUAAAGAGAACCCGCAUCUUGUCAACCGUGUUCCGUACACGACGGCAGUUCUCAAAGAGACAUUGCGCAUGUAUCCGCCUACGUCCACCUUGAGGAACGGCAAGCCGGGCUUCUAUCUCAAUGGCCAUGAUAGCUCAGGCUCGACAACAAAGUUUCCCACUGAGGGUUGCAUGAUCUUCGGAAACCAUCACGGCUUACAUCACAACCCUCGGUACUGGAAAGACCCCGAACGGUUCAUCCCCGAGCGCUUUCUCGUCAGCUCGGAUGAUCUGUCCGGCCUGCAUCCUCUGCCUGACGCUUGGCGUCCUUUCGAGAAAGGCCCAAGAGCUUGCAUGGGUUCAGAGUUGGCCAUGGUUGAGAUCAAGGCUGUCAUCAUGCUGGUAGCGCGUGAGUUUGACUUCACCCCUGCUUAUCAAGAGUGGGACAGCAUCCAGCACAAGUCCGCAAAAGGGGAGACCAAGAUUGGCUUGGGAGUCUUACUGCCAGGCGGGGCACCAAAAUUAGUCAGCGGGGAUCGGGUCUAUCAAACAACUGGAGGCGGCGGGAGUCAUCCAGCUGAUGGAUAUCCGUGUCGGGUCAGAUUCGCGCGAGGAGUUUAG
This is a messenger RNA of Colletotrichum destructivum, 1980 nucleotides long. Its product is annotated as Putative cytochrome P450. The transcript has 2 exons. NCBI's taxonomy places the organism in Eukaryota, Fungi, Ascomycota, Sordariomycetes, Glomerellales, Glomerellaceae. Bases 1 to 1980 code for a protein of 659 amino acids. The record is from RefSeq and is a predicted model, not a curated record. Gene Ontology annotation, molecular function: oxidoreductase activity, acting on paired donors, with incorporation or reduction of molecular oxygen; iron ion binding; monooxygenase activity.